Molecule: messenger RNA, 969 nt
Organism: Rotaria sp. Silwood1
Lineage: Eukaryota; Metazoa; Rotifera; Eurotatoria; Philodinida; Philodinidae
Source: the annotation of a GenBank genome assembly
AUGCAAGCUGUCAUAUUUAAAGGUGUACGAAAAAUUGCUGUCGAAAAUCGUCCCAUUCCAACUUGUCAUAAUUCAACGGAUGUGGUCAUCAAAGUACACGUAACUGCCUUAUGUGGCUCGGAUUUGCACAUCUAUCGCGGACAUGAAUCUAGUGAAACAGACAUCAUCAUGGGUCAUGAAUUUGUUGGAGAAAUCAUUGAUGUCGGGCCGGAUGCACUUACUUCGCGAUGUGAAAAAUCCCAAGUAUUUGGAACACAUUUGCUGGAUGGUGGUCAAGCAGAAUAUGUACGAAUUCCUUUUGCUGAUACUACUGGAUUUUUGGUUCCAAAGGAAAUCCCUGAUGACCUUGCGUUUCUUAUGGCUGAUAUAUUUCCUACUGGCUAUUUUGCUGCGAAGAAUGCGUGGACAUUGCUUAGCGACCCAGAACGUCAAGAUCCAAAUCUAAUUGUCGUUGUCAUCGGGUGUGGACCUGUCGGUUUGUGUGCUAUCACUGCGGCUUGCGAGCGAUUUCCAAUCGUAUAUGCAAUAGAUAGUGUUGAAGAACGUCUCGAAGAAGCCAAGAAACAUGGUGCUAUUCCUAUCAAUCUCAAUAAUGAUCCUGUAAGUGCAAUCAAGAAGGUAACCGAAGGUCGAGGAGCAGAUGCUAUUUUGGAAGUGGUCGGGCAUGCUGAUGCUUUGCAAUUGGCCUACGAUCUUAUUCGUCCGUGGGGUGUUAUCGCAUCUGUUGGUGUGCAGCAAGAUGCUUUUCCGUUCAAUGGACCUCAAGCUUAUGACAAAAAUGUACGCAUGCAAUUUGGGCGAUGUCCAGUUCGAGCUUUGUUUCCCGAAGCGCUACGACUUUUUUCAGAAAAGCAAGAUCAAUUCAAAACUUUUGUAUCUCAUCGUAUGAGUUUGUCGGACGCUGCCAAAGCUUACGAAUUGUUUGACAAGCGAUUAGCGCGAAAAGUUAUUUUUGAUUUACGAACAUAA